This is a messenger RNA of Trichoderma gamsii, 1080 nucleotides long. Its product is annotated as D-lactate dehydrogenase. Gene Ontology annotation, molecular function: NAD binding; D-lactate dehydrogenase (NAD+) activity. The transcript has a single exon. Bases 1 to 1080 code for a protein of 359 amino acids. The record is from RefSeq and is a predicted model, not a curated record. Lineage: Eukaryota; Fungi; Ascomycota; Sordariomycetes; Hypocreales; Hypocreaceae.
AUGAAGCUCGCCGUGUUCAGCACCAAGCCGUACGAUAAGCGCUACAUUGAAGCAGCUCGUAGCGCUGCCGCUGCGAAAGCCAAAGAAUCGCCUGCAAGUCAUCCUGCCUCUGCAGAUAUCGAGAUUGUCUUUCAUGAGUUUGCACUUGAGGAAGAUACCGUGGCACUUGCGAAGGGGGCCGAUGCCAUCUGUGCUUUUGUGAAUGAUACUUUGAGUGCGCCUGUGGUAGAGGCGUUGGGUCGGCAGGGCGUCAAAGCGAUUCUCUUACGAUGUGCUGGCUUCAAUCAUGUUGAUCUCGUUGCUGCUGAGAAGGCUGGCAUCAUGGUUGCCAAUGUGCCGUCGUAUUCGCCCGAGGCGGUUGCUGAGUUUGCGGUUGCGCUGAUUCAGACGUUGAACCGAAACACGCAUCGAGCUUAUAAUCGGGCGCGAGAGGGCAAUUUCGCGCUGGAUGGGUUGUUGGGCCGGACGUUGCAUGGCAAGACGGUUGGGCUUAUAGGCACGGGCAAGAUUGGGAUUGCGACGGCGCGGAUUAUGAAGGGCUUUGGAUGUCGGAUUCUGGCGUAUGAUCCGUAUCCGUCGCCGGCGUUGGAGGGCAUUGGGGAGUAUAAGAGUCUGGAGGAGGUUCUCCCUGAAUCUGACAUUAUCACUUUGCACUGUCCCUUGAUGGAUAGCACUCGACGGAUCAUUAACGAAGACGCGCUCGCAAAGAUGAAGCCCGGCGCGAUGCUCAUCAAUACUUCCCGCGGUGGACUCGUUGAUACGCGAGCUGUUAUUAGGGCUCUCAAGACGCAGCACCUGAGCGGCGUGGCGCUGGACGUGUAUGAGGGCGAAGGCGCGCUGUUUUACGAUGAUCACUCGGGGGAGAUUAUCCAUGAUGAUGUGCUGAUGCGGCUGAUGACGUUUCAUAAUGUGAUUGUGACGGGCCAUCAGGCGUUUUUCACGCAGGAGGCGUUGGGGGAGAUUGCGGAGUGUACGUUGAGGAAUAUUGAUGAGUUUGUGGCGACGGGGACGUGUAGGAACUCGUUGACGAAGGAUUUGAAGCUUGUGAAGAGGGAUUCACUGCCUGUGAGGGGGGUGUGA